AUGUACACGAUUUUUAAAAAUAUUUCAGAAGUGUGCAGCGGAGAGGAAAUUCCAGAAGUAGAAAUAAUUAGCUUACUCGAAGAGCAGAUACCAAGGUAUAAACUGAGAGCGGAUACUCUGACGCAAUUCACGGGAUACGAAAAUCAGGAUUGGUUCAUACCGGCUCCGGCAUUAAAACCGGAAAAACAAAGCGUUCUAAGUCCGGAACAAAUCCGCGAGACACUAAAUUAUUUCAGUAAUAAUAAUGAUAACGAAACGAAACGAACGAAAGGAAAAAAAAAAAAAAAACUGGUACCCUGUCCUUUGAUACUCGUUGUAUAA
Molecule: messenger RNA, 321 nt
Organism: Pediculus humanus corporis (human body louse)
Lineage: Eukaryota; Metazoa; Arthropoda; Insecta; Psocodea; Pediculidae
Exons: 3
Coding region: 1-321 (106 amino acids)
Source: RefSeq, a predicted model, not a curated record